AUGGUGACGAAUGCACGAUCUAAAAAACGCAAGACGGAGACGAUCGACCUCACUAACGAUAGCGAUGUGGAGAAUGCUACUCCUAAGCGCAAACACCAAACGCAGACUUCAUCCGCUUAUGUGACUCCACCAGCGAGCAGCCAGGUCCUUCAGAGCUCGCAAGGAAGAUCACAAUCCAACUUAUACCGUCCGACACCAUCGCAGUCCCAAUCACAACCAUAUUCACAAGAUGAGCGGCAUGCGUGGUCAGCCACUCAGCAGCGAGCCAUUGAAGCCGAUAUUGGUCGCGAGAUCGUUCUUACGAAAGACGAUGACGAUGAAGACGUUUAUGAGAACCGGCAGGUCUAUGGCAUUCUCAAUACAAGCAUCGUUGGCAUUCGGUACUACGCAGGCGAAGCAACAGUUGGUGAAUAUGUAAUGGUUCGACGUGAGCCUGAAAAUCCUUUUGAUGGUAAUGCGAUUCGAAUAGAUAACGUGAGACGCCAGCAGAUCGGUCAUCUUGGCAGGGACAUAGCUGCUAAACUUGCACCUUUCAUGGAUUCUGGCGAUCUUAUUGUCGAGGGAGCUCUUACUGGUCUUAAAGGAGAAUACAAAUGUCCUGUGGCCCUUAAGUUGUUUGGAACGACCGAGCAACCGGCAAUGUGGGAUCUGCGGAAAAGAAUGAUGGGAGUCAAGUUGCCUGUAAAGGAGCUGGACAAGGCAGAGGCUGCUCGUCAAAAACGACAGCGAGAGCUCGACAAGCAGCAGAAGGCUAGGGACAAGGAGGCCGCAAGACUGGCAAAGACUGGCAAUAUUGUUAUUGACAACGUCGGGCCUAGCAAAUACAGCAAUCUUGGCACAGAUGGGGACGGUACAAGCUCGACGCCGGACAUCUGUGAAAUGCUCGGCGAUACUGCUACUUUCAACCCACGAGAUGUGCAACAUGCGGUGGGCAGAUUUGCCCAAAGCGAAGAUGAUCUCGCCAAGAUGGCUAUGGCUGAACAGCCUGAACAACUCUCAACACAAUUACUACCAUAUCAACGACAAGGAGUACAGUGGAUGCUUGAACAUGAAUCACCACAGCUGUCCAAGAAGGAGGGAGAGAGCAUACAGUUCUGGAAGAAACAUAGAGGUGGCUAUGUCAAUAUUGUCACGAAUUUCUAUGUCCAAGGUGCACCUGAGCUUGCUUCUGGUGGUAUCCUAGCGGAUGAUAUGGGCUUGGGCAAGACCAUUCAGGUCCUCUCACUCAUUAUGUCUGACCUGAAGAAGAACGGUCACCCGACACUUAUUGUUGCGCCGUUGUCGGUCAUGAGCAACUGGAAGAACCAAGCAGAACUACAUAUCAAGAAAAAGUAUACUCCGAAUGUCUUGAUAUACCAUGGUCAAGCAAAUCGUGGUCUCACGCCGGACCAGCUGAAAGAAUACGACAUCGUCGUUACAACAUACCAAACAAUGACCCUGGAACUGUUCGCGAACAACAAGGACAAACCAAGCGCUCUACCAACAUCAAAAGGUCUAUUCUCGAUCAAGUGGCGACGCGUUGUUCUCGACGAGGGACACAACAUUCGGAAUCCAAGAGCAAAGAUGUCUCGUGCUGCACAUUCCCUGGCCGCAGACUCGAGGUGGGUGCUCACAGGCACACCUAUCGUGAACAACCUCAAAGACUUGUACUCUCACGUCAAGUUCUUACGCCUUACUGGUGGCCUCUCCGAGUUCGAAAUCUUCAACGCAAACAUCAUCAGACCAGUCAAAAGCCAAGAUCCUGCUGGUCAGACACUACUUCGAGCGCUGAUGCAGACAUUUUGUCUGCGUCGAAUGAAGGACAUGAAAUUCGUCGACCUCAAGUUGCCCGAACUCUCCUUCCACAAAUACCCUGUGAAGUUCCUUCCUCACGAGCAGGAAAGAUACGAUGCAUUCAAGGCUGAAGCCAAAGGUCUUGUUGAGGCUGCCAAAGCCGAGAAGGGUGACAACACAAUGACGCAUCUGCUCGAAGUUCUGCUCCGAUUGAGGCAGACGUGCAAUCACUGGAAGAUGUGUGGCGAAGAGCGUGUCUCGAAACUGCUCUCAUUGAUUGAGCAGAACGAGGGAAAGAUUAUCGACAUCAUCGAUCCUGCUAAUAAAAAAGCCCUACAAGACCUCCUACAACUCAAGCUCGAUAGUCAAGAGGACUGUCCAAUCUGUAUGCAAUCACUAAAUGACCCUGAUCGCGACCCAGUCAUCACAGCCUGCGCUCACGCUUUCUGCAAAGACUGCAUCGAACGCACUAUCCAGACACAGCACAAAUGUCCAAUGUGUCGAGCCAAUCUGACCAGCACAGACAUGCUCGUCUACCCUGCAGCUGGCUUCGGCGAAGGCGUAGCUGAACAAAAUCUCGACAUCGACCCCAACGAAAGCAGCAGCAAGAUCGAAGCCAUCGUCAAGCUCGUACUCGCCUCAACAAAGGACGACCCAGAGACCAAAACCGUAAUCUUCAGCCAAUGGACCAGCUUCCUCGACAUCCUCGAACCACAUCUUAAGAAAAACGGCGCCAAAUUCUCCCGUCUUGACGGAAAGCUAUCCCCUCUCAAGCGCGACCUAGCCAUCGAAACACUAUUCACGGACCCAAAUACUCGCAUCCUACUCGCAUCCCUCUCAGCCUGCAGCGUCGGUAUAAACCUCACAGCAGCCAGUCAAGUCGUCCUAGCGGAUUCCUGGUGGGCACCAGCCGUCGAAGAUCAAGCAGUCGAUCGCGUGUAUAGACUUGGGCAGAAGAAGGACUGUCGUGUUGUCAGAUUUGUGAUGGAGGGGAGUGUUGAGGAGGAGGUUCUGGAGGUGCAGAAGAAUAAGAGAAAGCUCGUUAGUGCUGCGUUCGGUGAGGCGCAGGCGAGGAGGAUGAGGGGUCCGAAUGCUAGGCGGGAGAGGCUGGGUGAGAUUGAGAGAUUGUUGCGAUGA
Messenger RNA from Lithohypha guttulata, 2910 nucleotides. RefSeq lists its product as uncharacterized. The transcript has a single exon. The coding region runs from base 1 to 2910 and encodes 969 amino acids. Lineage: Eukaryota; Fungi; Ascomycota; Eurotiomycetes; Chaetothyriales; Trichomeriaceae. Gene Ontology annotation, molecular function: ATP binding; ATP-dependent chromatin remodeler activity; zinc ion binding. Gene Ontology annotation, cellular component: nucleus. The record is from RefSeq and is a predicted model, not a curated record. Gene Ontology annotation, biological process: DNA repair.